CCGGGGGCGGGAGGCAGGUGGGGGUCCUGGGAAUGAACCUGUGCCCCGUGUGUACCCCUUAGAAAGCAGGAGGUGGCUUCGGGCAUGUUGCCCAAGGAGAUGGUUUGCUCCCUUCUCCUCUAAAAAUAAGUUGACACUCUGUGUUGCCCACCAGCUUGGUCCGUGAGUGUUCCUCUUCCAAAAGUAGCGGCACUUUCCACUUUGCCAGGAGCCUGGCCCCUAGGAAAUUGGGGCCCACACACAUUCCUGGGCGACCCCCUGUGUGUGAUCCUCUUAAAAAAAAAUAAUAGUAAUGAUAAUAACAACGACUUCGUUUUUAGUUAUGGCUAUGACCUGUCUCCAGAAUGCCGACAACCACUUGUUGCCUUAUUCUCUUUCAUAGAGACCUUCGCACAUCCCGCUAGCUCUGAGCCCAGAAGGACAGAAACUGAGGGAAACAGGAUAGAGCCAGGAUCCUACUAAGUCAAUUUGAGCAUAGUUGGGUUCUUAAGGAAGCUGACCCAUUGCCUAAGGGCCACAGGACCUGUAGUUUCCAGUGGUGUUUUUCAAGUCCAAGGCUGUAAAGGUCAGAGAACCCAGUGCAGGCUGUCACAGCAGCUCAAGUAUCCUGAACUGCCUUGUUCAAAUCGCUAAGUCAGGACUUUAAAGUUAGCACUUGUGGGCGAUUUCUCUUAAGGUCGGAUUGAAAAUAUCGUUAUUCCCCUAGCUGUUUGGAUAUAUUCUUCAGCAAAAACAAACGUGUUCCCAUUAGCAAGAGAAGUGGUAGAAUGAAAAGCCUUUGAAUAAAAGAUUUCCCUUUUAAACGAUUCAUGAAAUAUAUAUAUAAUACAUAUAUAAUUGAGCGAUGUGAGAGGCAUUGAUAGAAUAAUUAGCUGCAGUUGCACUGAUGAAAAGAUUUGUUUCUCUGCUCCAAUUAUGUUUUGAGUUCUUUUUGAAGUUUUGAUUGUUGGGUGUGCAUGAUGCCUUUUUUUAGUUUAUACAACAUGUCUAGUUUUAUAAAUCAUAACCCAAUCUUUGUUUAUAGUUUUAUCCAGGUUUUAAACCUUAAUAAGUUCUGCACUUGUGUACUUAUGUAAAGCUACCACCAACAACACAGGAAAGAUUUUCUAAAAAAUCACUCCUGACUUACAUGUUAAAGUCCAUAACUGCUACUUGGAAUGGUCAUGUGUGUUUUUGUUUCAGAUUUUUUUUUCUUACAAUUUUCUUGUGUUACAUGUAAGUGGUGAAUAGUCUUUAUAAUCUAGUCUAUCUGGGCUAUGAAAAGAGGGAUUGAUUGAUUAUGUCUGGACAAGGAAAGUAACCAGAGUUUUCUUUCAGGAAGCUGAGCCCUGCCCCCAACGUAUUUCUGUAGCAUUUUUCUUUCCCCUUCAUAUGCACUUAGUGUUUCUUUUCUUCUCCAGUCUUUGUUUCCUCUGAAAUGCAUGCUAUAACACGAAGCUUUGAAAACCUGACUUCUUCUCUCAGACAAAAACACUUUAUGUUUUUAAGAAUCACUUAAAUGCAGUUUCAAGUGCAAGGUAGAUAGCAUCGAUGCUGAGUGUUGCUUUGUGUUUACCUCAGAGUAAAACAGAAUAGCUAGUUGAAAGUUAUAAGUAAUGCUUGAAGUUUCAGAUUCUUCUGUUAUUUUGAAAUACAGAUGAUGAAGUUUCUUGACUAAAUCAUCUGCUCCCUGUGACAUUAAAAACCAUUGACUGGAUGGUAUUUGUUACUGUUGGUGUAUCGGAGCUGAAGUUGCUUUGACACUGUGUGCCAACCUGCCUCUGGCAUGUGCUCCUCACAGAGUUCUGAGCAUUGUUACAUAGUAGCAUAAUUACUGCACAAUAGAGGAUGCUGCUCUUCUGUAACGGUUCAUAAGUGGAUCUUCUACGUUUUAUGCCUCCUCCAUAUCAGCAUAUGUAAUUCAUCAAAGGAAAUCAAAUUUUCAAGUCAUAAAAGAGAAAAUGAAAUUACAUAAUGAUCUGCAAUUAUUGCCUUUGUUGUGCACUGCAUCAUGUUAAUAACCGCUCACACUGCUUUCAAUUAAUCUAAUGCUGAUUGCUUCUAACCUUUACUAAACAGUUUCGAAAUUGCUGUAGUUUAGCCUGCGACGCUUGUGAUUAGAGACAACAGUUUGAAAUGGCCAGCUCACCUGAUGCGGUUGUCUCCACUCCACCCACUUUCUUAAGGUCUGGCUCAGUUUAUGAACCUCUUAAAAGCAUUAAUCUUCCAAGAGCUGAUAAUGAAACUCUGUGGGAUAAACUGGAUCAUUAUUACAAGAUUGUCAAGUCAACGUUGCUGCUGUAUCAAAGCCCAACCACAGGUCUGUUUCCCACUAAAACCUGCGGUGGUGAUCAGAAGGCCAAGAUCCACGACAGCCUGUACUGUGCUGCUGGGGCCUGGGCUUUGGCUCUUGCGUACAGGCGCAUUGAUGAUGACAAGGGAAGGACUCAUGAGCUGGAGCAUUCGGCUAUAAAAUGUAUGAGAGGAAUUCUCUACUGCUAUAUGCGCCAGGCCGAUAAGGUCCAGCAGUUUAAGCAAGAUCCACGCCCAACAACCUGUCUCCACUCUGUCUUCAAUGUGCAGACGGGAGAUGAAUUACUGUCCUAUGAGGAAUAUGGUCAUCUUCAGAUCAAUGCAGUGUCCCUCUACCUCCUUUACCUUGUGGAAAUGAUUUCCUCGGGACUCCAGAUCAUCUACAAUACUGAUGAGGUCUCUUUUAUUCAAAACCUUGUAUUUUGUGUGGAAAGAGUUUACCGUGUCCCUGACUUCGGUGUAUGGGAAAGAGGAAGCAAAUAUAAUAACGGCAGUACAGAGCUACAUUCCAGCUCUGUUGGCUUAGCAAAGGCAGCUUUAGAAGCAAUUAAUGGAUUCAACCUUUUUGGUAACCAGGGCUGUUCUUGGUCUGUUAUAUUUGUGGAUCUUGAUGCUCACAAUCGCAACCGGCAAACUUUGUGCUCAUUAUUACCCAGAGAAUCAAGAUCUCAUAACACAGAUGCUGCCCUCCUCCCUUGUAUCAGUUAUCCUGCAUUUGCCCUGGAUGAUGAUGUUCUGUUUAACCAGACACUUGAUAAGGUCAUUAGAAAAUUGAAAGGAAAAUAUGGAUUUAAGCGCUUCUUGAGAGAUGGCUACAGGACUUCACUGGAAGAUCCCAACAGACGCUACUAUAAACCAGCCGAAAUUAAGCUAUUUGAUGGCAUUGAAUGUGAAUUUCCCAUAUUUUUCCUUUACAUGAUGAUUGAUGGAGUUUUUAGAGGCAAUCCUCAACAAGUAAAGGAGUAUCAGGAUCUUUUGACUCCAGUGCUUCAUCAGACCACAGAAGGAUAUCCUGUGGUACCCAAGUACUAUUAUGUGCCAGCUGACUUUGUAGAAUAUGAAAAAACAAGCCCUGGUAGUCAAAAGCGAUUUCCGAGCAAUUGUGGCCGUGAUGGGAAACUGUUUCUAUGGGGACAAGCCCUUUACAUCAUUGCAAAACUCCUGGCUGAUGAGCUAAUCAGUCCCAGGGACAUUGAUCCUGUCCAGCGUUACGUGCCACUACAGAAUCAACGUAAUGUGAGCAUGAGGUAUUCCAAUCAGGGUCCACUGGAAAAUGAUUUGGUCAUUCAUGUAGCACUGGUUGCAGAAAGCCAACGCCUUCAAGUUUUCCUCAACACAUAUGGUAUUCAAACUCAAACGCCUCAACAGGUAGAACCCAUUCAGAUAUGGGCUCAACAGGAGCUUGUGAAGGCAUAUUUUCACCUGGGUAUCAAUGAAAAAUUAGGACUCUCUGGAAGGCCAGACAGGCCCAUUGGCUGCCUCGGAACAUCAAAGAUUUACCGAAUUCUGGGGAAGACUGUCGUUUGUUAUCCCAUCAUCUUCGACCUCAGUGAUUUCUACAUGUCCCAAGAUGUUUUACUACUGAUAGAUGACAUAAAGAAUGCACUGCAGUUCAUUAAGCAAUAUUGGAAAAUGCAUGGCCGCCCACUUUUCCUUGUUCUCAUCAGGGAAGACAAUAUACGAGGUAGCCGGUUCACCCCCAUACUGGAUAUGCUGGCAGCCUUAAAAAAAGGAAUGCUUGGAGGAGUUAAAGUUCAUGUGGAUCGCCUGCAGACACUAAUAUCUGGAGCCGUAGUAGAACAGCUGGACUUCCUACGAAUCAGCGAAUCCGAAGAACUUCCAGAAUUUAAGAGUUUUGAGGAACUAGAACCUCCCAAGCAUUCCAAAGUCAAACGACAAAGCAGCACCUCCAAUGCUCCUGAACACGAAGAGCAGCCAGACGUCUGCGUCGCUGAAUGGAGAAACAGACCCACCAAUGAAAUCCUUCAGAAACUGAAUGAUUGCAGUUGUCUGGCUAGCCAAACCAUCCUGCUGGGUAUACUGCUCAAAAGAGAGGGCCCGAACUUCAUCACAAAAGAAGGUACCGUUUCUGAUCACAUCGAGAGAGUCUAUAGAAGAGCUGGCAGCAAAAAGCUUUGGUCGGUUGUACGGCGUGCAGCAAGUCUUUUAAAUAAAGUAGUGGACAGCCUGGCCCCAUCCAUUACUAAUGUUUUAGUGCAGGGCAAGCAGGUAACUCUGGGUGCCUUUGGACAUGAAGAAGAAGUUAUCUCUAAUCCUUUGUCUCCAAGAGUAAUUAAGAACAUCAUCUAUUAUAAGUGUAACACCCAUGAUGAAAGAGAAGCAGUCAUCCAACAAGAACUGGUCAUCCAUAUUGGUUGGAUCAUCUCUAAUAACCCGGAAUUAUUCAGUGGCAUGCUGAAAAUUCGAAUCGGGUGGAUCAUCCACGCUAUGGAAUACGAGCUACAGAUCCGCAGCGGAGACAAGCCAGCCAAAGAUUUGUAUCAGCUGUCGCCCAGCGAAGUGAAACAGCUGCUGUUGGAUAUUCUCCAGCCUCAACAAAACGGAAGAUGUUGGCUGAACAAGCGACAGAUCGAUGGGUCUUUGAAUCGAACUCCCACUGGGUUCUACGACCGAGUGUGGCAGAUCCUGGAGCGCACGCCCAAUGGUCUCAUUGUAGCGGGGAAACACUUGCCACAGCAACCAACCCUGUCAGAUAUGACCAUGUAUGAGAUGAAUUUCUCUCUCCUUGUUGAAGACAUGUUGGGGAAUAUUGACCAGCCAAAGUACAGACAAAUCAUUGUGGAGCUGCUAAUGGUUGUAUCCAUUGUGCUGGAAAGAAACCCUGAGCUAGAAUUUCAAGACAAAGUGGACCUAGACAAACUCGUGAAAGAAGCAUUUCAUGAAUUUCAAAAGGAUGAGAGUCGGCUAAAGGAAAUUGAAAAACAAGAUGACAUGACUUCCUUCUACAACACUCCCCCUCUGGGGAAGAGAGGGACUUGCAGCUACUUGACCAAGGUGGUGAUGAAUUUGCUGCUGGAAGGAGAAGUCAAGCCAAGCAACGAGGACUCCUGUCUGGUCAGCUAGUAAGGGAGAUGCGGGAGGCCCACCCGAGGCGCAUUGCUUACAAGUUAGUCAAGUUUUGUGUGGAAGCUUAAUCUGUGCGGCCAAUAACAUGUGGUCCGGCCAUUGCCAUACCCUUGCCAUGGCCAGUGUAAUAAUGAUAAGAAAUACUUUCAAUCAAGUGAAAAUGAAUUCUCGUGAUUAUGCCUUUGCAAAAGAAAUCUUCAUUGAACAAUGGAGAUAGUUUCUGAGUUGAAAAUUCACUGCUGCAUGCUUUCUGAUAAAAGAGCUCAUCAAAUGAGUGUGCUUAAGGUUCAAUUCUCACCUUCCUGCCAUUAAAAUGGAUCUGCCAACUAAUAAUGCAUAGUGGAAGCCAAAACAUUGAAAGAAUGGUGAACUUUUCUUAGUGGCAUUGUCAUGCCAGAAGGAAAAAAAAAGAUAUUGAUAUAUGUCACAAAAGCAGAAUCAGCCAACUGAUAUUUGUCUCUCAACAGCUACAUUAUUGAUAUUUUCAUAUCAAGAGCUGUUAUAUAAUUUUUACCUUAUAACAUGACAAUGGUUUUGUAUUUGUGAUAAGUAUAGGGCCUAGACUAAAAUAUAAUUAAUAAAUUAUGCUUUAUCAAAUACUUUCUUUGAGAUUUAGAAAAGAAUAAGAUGAAUAGGACUGUUCAGAAGUAUGUUAACUUCAGGACUGUUACACUUAUUGGUGUGAGUUAAAACCUUUUAAAUCAUUAAAUUUUAUUUCUAAAUUGA
Messenger RNA from Ochotona curzoniae (black-lipped pika), 6105 nucleotides. RefSeq names its product phosphorylase kinase regulatory subunit beta (gene PHKB). The record is from RefSeq and is a predicted model, not a curated record. Gene Ontology annotation, molecular function: calmodulin binding. Lineage: Eukaryota; Metazoa; Chordata; Mammalia; Lagomorpha; Ochotonidae. Bases 2116 to 5376 code for a protein of 1086 amino acids. Gene Ontology annotation, biological process: glycogen metabolic process. The transcript has 31 exons. Gene Ontology annotation, cellular component: phosphorylase kinase complex.